AUGGAAUCCCCAGUGUACAUUUUUCGUGAGGAACCAGGCCCCACUUGCUCCCCAGGACUAUGCCCGCUUCCAAGCAGCAGCAGCAGCAGCAGCAGCAGCUGGCUCCUAGACUGGCCCGAAUAUGGCAACAGUAGCAGUGGCAUUUAUGAGGAUUUACAGCAGAACCAUACCAACAUCUCUCCAGCUAUUCCCAUAAUCAUCACUGCUGUCUAUUCCAUGGUCUUUGUGGUUGGCUUGGUUGGCAACUCUCUAGUCAUGUUUGUCAUCAUAAGGUACACAAAGAUGAAGACAGCCACCAAUAUUUAUAUUUUUAACUUGGCUCUGGCUGAUGCUUUAGUUACCACUACAAUGCCUUUCCAAAGCACAGAAUACUUAAUGAACUCAUGGCCAUUUGGGGAUGUGCUGUGUAAGAUAGUCAUUUCCAUUGACUACUAUAACAUGUUCACUAGCAUAUUCACGCUGACCAUGAUGAGUGUCGACCGAUACAUUGCCGUGUGUCAUCCUGUGAAGGCUCUGGACUUCCGUACCCCUCUGAAGGCAAAGGUCAUCAAUAUCUGCAUCUGGCUAUUAUCUUCAUCAGUGGGCAUAUCGGCCAUUGUUCUUGGAGGCACCAAGGUCAGGGAAGGUGAGUCUAGUACUGAGUGUUCACUGCAGUUUCCAGAUGAUGACUAUGUCUGGUGGGACAUCUUUAUGAAAAUCUGUGUCUUCGUUUUUGCAUUUAUUAUCCCAGUGUUGAUUAUAGUCGUUUGCUAUACUCUGAUGAUUCUGCGCUUGAAGAGUGUGAGACUUCUUUCUGGCUCUCGAGAAAAAGACCGCAACCUCCGCCGAAUCACCAGAUUGGUUCUUGUUGUAGUUGCAGUUUUUAUCAUCUGUUGGACUCCAAUCCACAUUUUUGUAUUAGUUGAAGCCCUGGGGGAUGUGUCCCACAAUACUGCAGCCAUCUCCAGCUAUUAUUUCUGCAUUGCUUUGGGCUACACCAAUAGCAGUCUCAAUCCCAUCCUUUAUGCUUUUCUGGAUGAAAACUUCAAGCGUUGUUUUAAAGAUUUCUGCUUUCCUUUUAAGAUGAAGACAGAUAGACAAAGUACCAAUAGAGUCAGAAACACCAUCCGAGACCCUACUUACACAGAAGAGGCUGAUGGGACAAACAAACCAGUAUGA
Eublepharis macularius is the source of this 1158-nucleotide messenger RNA. RefSeq names its product opioid receptor kappa 1 (gene OPRK1). The record is from RefSeq and is a predicted model, not a curated record. Gene Ontology annotation, cellular component: neuron projection; membrane. Gene Ontology annotation, molecular function: neuropeptide binding; dynorphin receptor activity. The transcript has 3 exons. Gene Ontology annotation, biological process: G protein-coupled opioid receptor signaling pathway; sensory perception of pain; neuropeptide signaling pathway. NCBI's taxonomy places the organism in Eukaryota, Metazoa, Chordata, Lepidosauria, Squamata, Eublepharidae. Bases 1 to 1158 code for a protein of 385 amino acids.